Messenger RNA from Cryptomeria japonica (Japanese cedar), 393 nucleotides. Its product is annotated as secreted RxLR effector protein 161-like. Lineage: Eukaryota; Viridiplantae; Streptophyta; Pinopsida; Cupressales; Cupressaceae. The transcript is spliced from 2 exons. The record is from RefSeq and is a predicted model, not a curated record. The coding region runs from base 1 to 393 and encodes 130 amino acids.
AUGGAGGACUUGAAUUCACGUAGUCAGUUUAUGGUGGAACCUAAAUGUGUGCACUGGAUAGCUGCGAAGCAUGUUUUGAGGUAUCUCCAAGGCACAGUUGAUUAUGUAUUGAGGUAUAUUCAACAUGAUGGAGUGAAGCUCGAGGGGUUUACCAAUGCAGAUUGGGCAGGCAGUACCGCUGACAGAAAGAGCAUUUCAGGGUGUUGUUUCAGCUUGGGAUUGGGAGCAGUGUCCUGGUACAAUAGGAAACAAAAGUCAAUUGCAUUGAGUUUUGUAGAGGCCGAGUAUAUGGCAGCCAGUAUGGCUACAUGUGAGACUAUCUGGCUUCAAAAACUUCUAGCUGGACUUUUUGAUAUGAAGCUAGAUCCUACGGUCAUUUACUGUGACAAUUAG